Exophiala aquamarina CBS 119918 is the source of this 1437-nucleotide messenger RNA. RefSeq lists its product as uncharacterized. The record is from RefSeq and is a predicted model, not a curated record. The transcript has 7 exons. Gene Ontology annotation, molecular function: RNA binding. Gene Ontology annotation, cellular component: nucleus. Lineage: Eukaryota; Fungi; Ascomycota; Eurotiomycetes; Chaetothyriales; Herpotrichiellaceae. The coding region runs from base 1 to 1437 and encodes 478 amino acids.
AUGUCAGAGGAAGCCCCCAGGAAGCGGUCGCGCUUCGACCAGACCGAACCUGAACCUCGGAAACCCUCUCGUUUCGAUCGACGCUCCCGGUCUCCAUCCUCUAGGCACACCGAAUCUAGACGGAGUCGCAGUCCACUUGGGAAAUCCAGUCAAUCUCCUGCAGCUGGAGAGAAAAGCGGCCCAGCUCUUGAUCCUGCUGCCGCAGCAGCCGCGGCUGCUGCAAAGAUCAACGCAGACUUGCAAGCGCGCAGAGCUAUUCAGCAUGUUGACGUUCCUCCCAUCCAAUCUGCCUCCUCGCCUGCCCCUGUUAAAACCCCUACAGCGUCAUCGGGACAAAGUACGAGCCAGGUUGAUGGCGAAAUCUACAUCGCCGAUGGCGACUACAUCAAGGACAUUGAAGUCAACGACUUGCGCAAUCGAUAUACCCUCACUAAAGGGUCUACACAAAAGAUGAUUAAAGAAGACACGGGUGCCGAUGUCACGACUCGCGGUUCAUACUACCCGGACAAGAGCAUGGCCACGGCAGCGAAUCCUCCUUUGUACCUACACGUUACGAGCACCUCUAAGAGCGGUCUGGAGAAAGCCAUCGCCAAAAUCGAGGAGCUUAUGCAACAGGAGCUUCCUAAUCUUGUCGACGAAAGACGGUUCCGUAGGAGAGAGCCUGAACAGGUCGAACGGGAUGAGUUUGGCAGACGUAAAUGGCCCGAAGAGCGAAUUAUUCUCGAUAUGGAAAAUAUCCCUGGUUUCAACCUGAGGGCUCAAGUCGUCGGCCAAGGUGGUGCUUACGUCAAGCACAUCCAGCAGGAGACGGGAUGUCGAGUCCAGAUCAAAGGUCGUGGUAGCGGCUUCAUGGAGCACAGCACCGGGCAGGAAUCCGACGAACCCAUGUACCUGCAUGUGGCUGGCCCACAACCACAGCAGGUCCAAAAGGCAAAAGAACUCUGCGAAGAUCUUCUUACAAAUGUACGCGUCAAUUUCGAACAUUUCAAGGCCAACCCACCUCCACAACGACAGGAAUCCUACACCGACGGAUAUGGAGCAGAUGCGAAUCGGAGUUCUUACGGUGGUUAUGGAAGAGAUAGGGUUCGAGAUAACAGUUACUCACACAACAGUAACAGCUACAACUCUGUCUAUGCUGGCGCGUCAUCCAGUCCGGCUCCUGGAACCGCUGCCUCGCCUACCGACUACGCAGCUCAAUAUGCUCAGUACUAUGCCAGUCAGCCGGGGGGUGAUCCUUAUGCUGCUUAUGGCGGCUACCAAAACUACGUUGCUUAUUAUCAGUACUACCAGCAGGCGGCUGCUCAGCAGCAACAAUCACCUCCUCCUCCACCUGGCGGCGAUGCGAACCCACCGCCUCCACCAGACAACUCUACUGCACCACCUCCUCCACCACCAUCUGGAGGCUAUUCUGCUGUCCCACCACCACCAGGACUGUGA